GCCUCGUCCUUGGGGCACGUCGAGGCGCGUGGAGACCUCUGGCACACGGUUCCCGGUCCUUCUCCAACCAGAAGGCUUUCUGAUGGCGGGCCGGAGCAGAGGACAGGACAAGCAGGGGGCCGGGAUUGCAUUAGCCCGGACUGAGCUCCUGGAGUCCAGGCUGAGCGUCCUGAAGAAGGAGCUGGAGGACUACGAGGCCUUCCAGGCCACGGAAGAGAAGGACGGCAAGGAGCUGCUGAAGCAGAUGGCCACGGAGCAGGAGAAGGUGGGGGCCGAGUUCCAGGCGCUGCGGGCCUUCCUGGUGGAGCAGGAGGGCCGGCUCCUGAGCCGUCUGGAGGAGCUGUCUCGGGAAGUGACACAGAAGCAGAACGAGAACCUGGCCCAGAUCGGGACUGAGGUCACCCAGCUCUCCAAACUCAGCAGCCAGGUCCGGGAGACAGUUCAGAAGCCCGACCUUGACCUCCUCCAGGGAUUCAGAAACACACUGAACAGGUGCAGCACCGUGCCUGGCCCCAAGCCAACCACAGUCUCUUCUGAGAUGAAGAGUAAGGUCUGGAAUGUCUCCCUCAAGACCUUUGUCUUAAAGGGGCUGCUGAAGAAGUUCAAAGAGGAUCUUCGGGAAGAGCUGGAGAAAGAGGAGAAAGUGGAGCUCACCCUGGACCCCGACACCGCCAACCCUCGCCUCAUCCUCUCUCUGGAUCUUAAAAGUGUGCGCCUGGGACAGCGGGCCCAGGACCUGCCCAGCCACCCGCGCCGCUUCGACACCAACACCCGAGUCCUGGCGUCCUGUGGCUUCUCCUCGGGGCGGCACCACUGGGAGGUGGAAGUGGGCCCCAAGGACGGCUGGGCCUUCGGCGUGGCGCGCGAGAGUGUCCGCCGCAAGGGCCUCACGCCCUUCACCCCCGAGGAGGGCGUCUGGGCGCUGCAGCGCAACAACGGCCAGUACUGGGCGGUGACCAGCCCGGAGCGCACGGCGCUCAGCUGCGGGCAGCUGGCGCGGGUGCGCGUGGCCCUGGACCUGGAGGUGGGCGCCGUGUCUUUCUACGCCGCCGAGGACAUGCGCCACCUCCACACCUUCCGCGUGGACUUCCGUGAGCGCGUGUUCCCGCUCUUCUCCGUCUGCUCCACUGGCACCUACUUGCGCAUCUGGCCCUGAGGGCGCGGUGACCCCUCCGCUGGCUGUCCCUGGGGAGGUAUGUCCUCCGCCAGAGCCACUUGGCCCGCCAGGGUGUACCCUCCCACAGCCCCAGCUGUUCGGAGGGGCUGGGCAGAACCGAACUCCGAGGCAGGGACUGUGGCCCGCUGAGCAGCGAACAGCCUCGGACUCUCUGGCCCUGCGCCCCCUGUGUCUUCGCCCGUGGAUUUGGCCUGAGCCGUGAACAGCGGAGUGGAAGGCAGUGAAGGCAGGAGCCCAGGUCCCGCCUCACUGCCCUGGCUCAGAAGGGCCCCUGCUUCCCGAAACACUAGACCCUGGGCCUGUGCUGGCCUCAGUGACAGCGAGGCAGGUUUGGGCGGGGCAGCAGGUUCACAGUCUCUUCUGCCUACUUUUUCUUUUUUCUUUUGUUUUUUAAGUUUUUUUCCAUAAGGCGUGUGUGCUCUAUGGAGAGGGCAGAGAGGGACAACGAGGGUGGGAGGUGCCUCAAUCCCUUCUCCCAGGAUUUUGGGCACACGCACCAGACCUGAUUUUCAGGUCACCAGAUCUGGGACUUGAACUGCUGUUCCCCAUGUGGAAGUCCAGUGCCUUAACCACCAUGCAACCUGCUGGUCCCGUUUGCUUUCUUGAAAGCUGUGCAGUGCCUUGUGAGGUCCCCAGGCCCCCGGGCCCAGCUGGCUGGAACAUUCCCAGCUCAGAGGACAGUCUGGGCCCGAGCUGCAAGGACCCUUGGCUGGCACACAGAGACACAGAGUGGGCAAUGCUGCUCUCAGCCUCAGCCCAAAGACGAGACUGCUGUGCGUGUCCUGGAUCGCCGUGGCCGGCCGCCGGUAUCUCCAGUGCCAAAGUGGUCUCCCUGGGCAGAGGGACCAAGGCUCUGGGGUUCUGAAAUGCAAGGUGGCAUGAGGACGUCCCGGAUGCCUGGAGCCACCGCAGAGAACGCAGAGCACAGCACGCUCCCCCACAGGCUCUGCUGGAGCUGCCACCUGCCAGCAGCAGGGUGCCUGGGGCCAUGACCUGCUCAGCCUGGGCCCUGGCGGUCCCUUGCUGGCCAGCCUCGCCGUCCUCUUGGCUAGUUGCUCCCCAGCUUCACUGAGGGGGUGGUGGCCAUCCCAUGCUUAGCACUGCCCGAGGAAGGGGAAGGAAUACAGGCCGUCAGUCCA
Tupaia belangeri chinensis (Chinese tree shrew) is the source of this 2316-nucleotide messenger RNA. RefSeq names its product tripartite motif containing 7 (gene TRIM7). The transcript is spliced from 7 exons. The record is from RefSeq and is a predicted model, not a curated record. Gene Ontology annotation, molecular function: protein binding. NCBI's taxonomy places the organism in Eukaryota, Metazoa, Chordata, Mammalia, Scandentia, Tupaiidae. The coding region runs from base 83 to 1156 and encodes 357 amino acids.